Trachymyrmex cornetzi is the source of this 2383-nucleotide messenger RNA. It is a transcript of the gene app, whose product is annotated as Palmitoyltransferase app. The transcript is spliced from 9 exons. NCBI's taxonomy places the organism in Eukaryota, Metazoa, Arthropoda, Insecta, Hymenoptera, Formicidae. The record is from RefSeq and is a predicted model, not a curated record. The coding region runs from base 25 to 2106 and encodes 693 amino acids. Gene Ontology annotation, cellular component: Golgi apparatus; endoplasmic reticulum. Gene Ontology annotation, biological process: protein targeting to membrane; peptidyl-L-cysteine S-palmitoylation. Gene Ontology annotation, molecular function: protein-cysteine S-palmitoyltransferase activity.
UAUGUGAGACAAGUUUCAUCCAAAAUGCCUCACAUCACGCGAAAAUGGGAACUAUUCCCAGGCAGGAAUCGCUUUUGUUGCGAUGGCAGAGUAAUGAUGGCACCACAGACUGGAGUAUUCUAUGUCACUGUGUGCCUCAUCGUCGGAACAAGUGGACUGUUUUUUGGUUUUGAUUGUCCAUAUCUGGCACUACACGUUACACCAGCAAUACCAGUAAUAGGAGCUUUAUUAUUUAUAUUUGUAAUGUCUGCUUUAUUCCGCACAAGCUUCAGCGAUCCUGGAGUAAUUCCAAGAGCGACACCUGAUGAAGCAGCUUACAUUGAAAAACAAAUUGAAGUACCAAACAAUGGCAACUCUAAAACAUACAGACCUCCUCCCAGGACGAAAGAAGUCUUGAUUAGAGGACAACCAGUAAAACUGAAAUAUUGUUUUACAUGCAAGAUAUUUAGGCCACCUAGAGCCUCUCAUUGUAGUUUAUGUGACAAUUGUGUAGAGAGAUUCGAUCAUCACUGUCCAUGGGUUGGUAAUUGCGUGGGCAGAAGAAAUUAUAGAUAUUUUUAUGCUUUUAUAGUAUCCCUCGCAUUUCUUUGUGUUUUUAUAUUUGUAUGUGCAGUCACGCAUAUUAUUAUGCUUACAAAAGAUAGCAAGCCGUUUUUAGAAGCUGUAAAAUUAUCCCCGAGCAGUGUAAUUGUAGGAGUCAUAUGUUUCUUCUCUGUUUGGAGUAUCUUAGGCCUCGCUGGUUUUCAUACGUAUUUAACUAGCAGCAAUCAAACGACUAACGAAGAUAUUAAAGGGUCGUUCACGAAUAGAAGAGGGCAGGAUAAUUUUAAUCCUUACAGUCAAGGAAACAUUUGUGGAAAUUUUUUUUAUGUGUUAUGUGGACCGGCCCCACCUAGUUUAAUCGAUCGAAGAGGGAUAGUCACACCUGAAUACCGCGCAGAACAUGAACGAGUUGGUGAUGAUAAUGUAAUUACUAAUAAUAAAACAUACGGUACUACCAAAAUUGUGCAGCCUCAGUCAAACGGUACGACGGUUCAAACGAGUCCCAGUACGGAUCUUACGGGCUCGAUGAAUAACUUGAUCAGUGGUCAACAUUCUCCAAGAAUAGAGUCAAUAAACGGUGAGUUGACUCUCUUGAGACAUCCUACACGUUGUCCCGAGGAUUUACCAAAAUAUCCGCGCCAAUACAUAAACGAUACUUACGUGCCGCCAUACCCGGCGCAACAUUGCUCUCAGGAUUCUGUGAAACAUAUUAAAUAUGACGAAGUAGACCGGUUAAAUCCAGACUUUCAAAAAUAUCCGUGUAGAUGCGAGGAUGGUUUGCACAAGUAUCCUCAUAGGUGUAGAGAGGAAUAUCAUAGGUGUUCGGAUAAUAAUCUUAUAUACGACCAGUGCAUAGGGGAACAGAAAUAUGGCAUUGAUCUUCAAAAGUAUCCUCAACGAUAUUCCGAGGAUCCCUUACGUUAUAAGAUAAGUGAGAAGAACGGUUAUACCGAUCUGCAAAAGUUUCCCCAGUGCUAUUCCGAAGAUCCAUUACGGCUUUCGCAAUCCCCGCAUAUGCUUAAAUAUAACAAUUUGAGAUGUACCGAACACAGCUUAAAAUAUCCAAUAACGAAAAACAUUCUACCGGCGCGUAUAUUAGGCACGGGUGGCAUACCGAUUAUCGGACAGACCGCAAUUGGCCUCGUGGUCAACAGAUUCGGUUCCGGACCGCUAACUAACAAUUUAUCGUAUACGGAGAAUUCGUUAUGCCCGAGCGAUAGUACGGAGGAAGAUCUUUUGAAUCGUCGUUUUAUCAUGAGUAGUACCACGAACAGUAUAAGUCAACUUGUUACCAACGAAAUACCGCUAGCGUCUCUCAAUAUAGCACCAAUUGAUAUCGAUGAAAUCGCUCCGCUGCCUUCUCGUCAGAGUGCCGUGGUCUCUUCCGCUCUGGAUACAUCUUCCAUACCAACAGUAACUGUAACAACUCCUUUAUCUGCGUCUAGACUUAGACUAUUACAGGACACGACUAUGAUAGAGUCCGCCUUAGACUUGGAUUCGUUGGAAGAUGCGAGCAUCGGUAGAGGAAGUCAGUCAGGUCUUAUAAAAAUGGGUGUAAUAUAAAAUUUACAACUCGUAAAGAUUAAGAAUAAUUGAUUUCUGUUUAAUGGAUAGUGCAAUUUCAAUAUUGUGUUUUAAAACAAGGAAUGCAAUUUGUUUGUAUCCUCAUCGAGAAGCAUUCACACACGAUAUGAUAAUUAAAUGCAAAUGUAGCCGUCAAUUAUCAUUAAUUGCAAGAAAUAGUAUAUUUUUACACGGUUUUAUGCUUUUGUUUUGGCAAAAAAAAAAGAUUUCGUGAAAUUUUAAAAAUUAGUAAAUUAAGUCACAAACAAAAUAUAGG